AUGGAGCACAACAGGAGUGGGCUGUGGGGCAGGGGAUCCUCUUUCAAAGGCCUGGAGGAGUCGGUGGUGCUGCCCAUCUUCUCGGUGGCUGCUCAGGUCCGGGUGGGGCUGACGCUGCUGUUGUGCGUGAUCUCGGCCACCUGCAACGUGGCCAUGCUGUGGACCGGCUGGAGCAGGCCAGCAGCCAAGGGCUCUCACGCACGUCUGCUGCUGCUGCACCUGGCAGUGGCAGACCUGCUGGUGGCCUUGGUGGUGAUGCCACUAGACGCCGCCUGGAACAUCACGCUGCAGUGGCAGGCUGGGGAUGUGGCCUGCCGGCUUCUCAUGUUCCUCAAGCUGCUGGCCAUGUAUGCCUCGGCCUUUGUCACCACUCUCAUCAGCCUGGACUGCCAAGCGGCCAUCUUGCAGCCCCUGGCCACUGCCCGGGCUUGGCGCAAGAACCAGAUCCUGCUCUACGCGGCCUGGCUGAUGAGCGCCAGCCUCUCCGCUCCUCAGUUGUUCCUGUUCCACACAGUCACCAUCAGCUCCCCCCAGAACUUCACCCAGUGCACAACCCACGGCUCCUUUGCCCAGCACUGGCACGAGGUGGCCUACAACAUGUUCGGCUUCCUAGGCCUUUUCCUGCUCCCACUGCUGGUCAUGAGCGCUUGCUACACCCGAGUGCUGCUGGAGAUUUCAAGGCACCUCAGCUCCUGCAACAGCUGGUCUGCACAAGAGACGUCCCUGCGCCGCUCGCGCAACCCCAUCCCGAGGGCGCGUCUCCGCCUGCUGCACCUCAGCCUGGCCAUUGUCGGCUCCUUUGUCCUCUGCUGGACCCCUUACUACUUGCUGGGCCUGUGGUACUGGUUCUGGCCAGCAGACAUGGAAGGGACAGUGAGUCCCUCACUGGCACACAUCCUCUUCCUCUUUGGUUUGCUCAACGCCUGCCUGGACCCCAUCACUUACCGCCUCUUUGCUGGGGGCUGGCAGGCCCUGGAUCGUCACACAGCAUGA
Thamnophis elegans (Western terrestrial garter snake) is the source of this 993-nucleotide messenger RNA. RefSeq names its product gonadotropin-releasing hormone II receptor-like. The record is from RefSeq and is a predicted model, not a curated record. Lineage: Eukaryota; Metazoa; Chordata; Lepidosauria; Squamata; Natricidae. The transcript has 4 exons. Gene Ontology annotation, cellular component: membrane. Bases 1 to 993 code for a protein of 330 amino acids. Gene Ontology annotation, biological process: G protein-coupled receptor signaling pathway. Gene Ontology annotation, molecular function: gonadotropin-releasing hormone receptor activity; peptide binding.